UCUCCGCACGAAAAACACAAGUAGAAGCUCUCCCAGUUUAAACUUGUUGGCCAAAUGGAUCAAUACCAGUAUCCUUUGUUUUUUGAGGCCAGAGAUCUGACAGACAGAGAGAACGGGAAGAUCUGGAGAUUUUUUCAAAAAAGAAAAGACUCUGGGGGAGGUGACUGUGCGAUGAUUGAGAAGGUCGGAGGAAAAAUAUAUAAAGUCUCGUUCAAGGAGAAAGAGGACCAGGAAAGAGUCUUGCAGAGGAAGUUUCACACAAUCUCUCUUCCCGCUGGAGAACUCCGGCUGACUGUGAGUCGAACUGAUUCAGCACAGACCCCAGACCAGCCCUCGACAAGCCAGUCCCAGACAUCUAAGAAAACAAAUACAAAAUGUCUUGAGAAGAUUUUCGAACUCGACAUCUUCCUCAUGUACUACCUGAGAGACAAUCCUAAAGCAUACAAAGUCCUACAAAAGCAGCUCUCCUUGAUCAACUGCACUGUGGAGUUAGAUUUUGAUGAGGAGGAGGCAGUGGUGAGGGGGGAUGUUGAUAAGGGAUCCGGAGGAGCUUUUGGAGUUGUUGCAGAGAAAUGGGAGCUACAGGUGGAUCAGAUCUUCAUCUCCAUCACUGAAAGCUACCUGUGCUAUCACGUGGUUGAGCCAAAAAAAGUGAAGAAGUUGCUGCAGGACCGCCAGUAUGUGACUGAUGAUAUGAGAGUGUACCAUGAGAGUGGUUAUUCUGUGGUGGUGGGACAGGUUGAAGCUGUGAAUGAGAAGAUUGCGAUUUUAGAGAAGAGCCUUCCGACCCGCAGGGAGGUGCCAGUCGUGGAGAACCACUUGAAACUGGUAAAAGAAGAGUUCAGUCGAGAAAUGCGUGCUGAUUGUCCAGAGGUCAGAAUCACCAGAGCCUCUGCUAUGAUCAUUUUGGAAGGUGCUGAUGAGAUGGUGCAGUCAGGUGCUGCAAAACUCAAUGAGUUGAUCAAGAAGAUAAAAGAGAAGAGACUCAAUCUCGCCACAGAUUUAUUAACUUUCAUGAAAACCAGCGGUGCCAUCUCCAAGUAUGAUGCCCGCUUCAAGCAGACCUUCAGAAAUCCAGUUUCACUGGACAUCGGGUCAGACCUGCUUCUGUCCAGCUUGUCCUCUGUGUCCCUGGACGAGGCUGAGGUUAUGUUGCUCAGAGACCUGAGGGUGGUCAUUGUACCGUUGCAGGGGGCAGCAGCUGGACCUCCAGAUGUGAACAGCCUGAAAGAAGUCCUCAACAAAGCCAAGAACGAGGCGAACCGCGGGGAGCUCAGGGUGGAUGUCAGCUUCAUCCCAGGACCCAGUGGACCCCCAGUGACCACGGUACAACUGGUGGGGUACACCGAACAUGUGACCAAGCUCAAAGAAGUUCUUCACGACUACCAAAUGAAUCAAGUUUCAGCUCAAGAGACUUUGAACCUGAUGCAUCCUGAAUUGGUUGAUAGCUUUGAUGAAAUCCUGCGUCUACUUGGCAUGAAGCAGACCAACGUGACGUUGAAAGCCUCCCAUUUUCCCCACCCAUGUGUGCUCUUGUCUGGUCCUCGUUGUCACGUCCAGGAGACCCACCAGGCCCUUAUCUCUGCUUUAUCCAGCCUGACAUUAGACACCUUGGUUCUUGAUGGACCAGGAGCUAUGCGCCUUUUCCAGGGAAAUGGUCGAGAUAGCAAGAAGCUGGUUGAGAGUUCCUGUCACGUCCUGAUCAGGGAACAGCAAGAUGUCCUCUCACAGUCUGUGAAAACCAAACCACAACAUAUCAGCAGCAUCCCAAGUGGACCUUCCACUGACAGACCCCGCCUCAGCUCUGUCGGAAGCACUGCGAUCAGCAAAAUAAACCUAAAUAUCAAGCUGUCCAGUUUAGAAGAUGAGCAGGUGGAUGUUUUGGUGGCACCUAUGCUGAAAAAGCAGCUGGAAUCCACAAAACUUGGUAAAGACUUGCUCCGAAAAGGAGGAAGCACUGUCAAGUCAACCUUUGACAUGACGGCAUCGAUCAGUACCCUCGCCCCUGGUGAUGUUAUGCCGAUUGUCGCGUCUGCAUCUUUGAGCUGCUCCAGGAUCUUUUUCAUAGAGUGUUCACCAUGGGAUGGUGUCAGAGGAAAUAGUGUGCAGGCACUUGGUAAAGGGUUGAAGAAGUGCUUGGAGCUCUGUGUACAGCAGGGCUUUACUUCAGUGGCCAUUCCAGUGAUCGGCCCUGGCAUUGUCUUGAAGUACCCUCUAAAAGAAGCCAUUCGACUGCUGAAAGACGCAGUUUGCGAGUUUGGAUUAUCUUCUCCCGGUGGGUCACUGUCUACCAUCCACAUUAUCAUCAAACCUGGUUAUCCUGACUCUGUGGAGUGCUACCAUGAAAUGAAGAAACACCUCAUCUCAAAUAUGAACCAGGGGGGCCAAGCAAUCUUCAGACCCCUCACCAGCGAUCUUGAUGAUAUCACCAUGACAGCAGGAGGCGGGGUCAAAGUAGAAUUGAUAUUCGGUGACAUCACUAACGAAACUACAGAUGCUGUGGUGAACACAACAGACUUUGUAGAUUUUCAGAAUGAUGGGGUGUGCAAAGAUAUCUUGACAGUAGCUGGACCCCGUGUGGAAGCGAAGCUAAAAGCAGCAAAUGUGAACCGAGGACAGAUUUUUGUGACUGGAGCCGGGUCGUUCCCCUGUGAAGCCAUUUUACAUGUGUGUGGACAAAAGGAUGCAAGUGUCAUUGAGGGACUUGUGUGUAGCAUCAUUGACCACUGUGAAAACUCUCAGUUAGAGUCAGUCGCAAUCCCUGCCAUCUGUUCUGGAACUGGUGGAUUGGACCCAGGUGUUGUGGCAGGUGCAAUCCUCAGAGGCAUCAAAGCUGCUACUUCAUCCAAACUCUUUCACAACCUCACCAACAUCCGCCUUGUGCUAAUUAAGAUCGACGUCUUCCUGGCAUUCAAAGAGGAAGCAAUGCAGAUGUUUGCCAAUGCAAGGACAGGAGUCUCAGUGCCUCCAAUGCCUUUGGCACCACAACAUUCACCCCAGCCCUUGAGAGCAGAUCUAAGCAUUCUCCAAACCAGCUCCACAAGUCAGAAAUCCACCUUCCUGUUUUGGGGUCUAUCUAAAAAGGAUGUUGAUGAUGCCAUGGUAAAGCUGAAGAAUCUGUAUAAAACACAGUGCUCCACACAAACGUUCAAGAAGGAGAAUCUUGAGAGCCUCUCCCAAGAUGACAUGAUGGAUCUGAAGCAGCUGGCAGAGACCUCUGGUCUGUACAUGCAACAGGACCCAUCAGGAAACUUAACAGUGGACGGGUUGAAUGAUGGGGUCAACCAGGCAAUAGGGAUGAUUAAUGCAGCUGUGCAAGGCAAUCUUAGGAGAAAGAUGGCAGUCAAAGAGGAGGACGAUCUGUACUCCCGUGUGGCAUGGUGCAUCCUCGGGCAAAAUGGCCACUGGGAACGACUUUCCAAAGCAGCCAGUUACAAACUGGAAACAAGGGAUAUAGCAGGAGGAAUAGUGGAUGUGCAGGGAGUCUUGUGGACUGUAGACCGGCAGAGGAUGGAAGCCACAGCAAAUUUGCAGCAGACGAAACUGAAACGACUUGAAAACCUGGCAGAUUUCACAUUCCCUCUUUAUUGGGACAGCAUGGCUAUCGGCGAAACCAUGAAGGUGGUUGCAUUGCAGCCUUCCUCUGCAGAGUACCGGACUGUGAAGGAGGCCUUCAAACGGACUGCCAAGAAGACCGUAAUGAAGAUUGAGCGCUUGCAGAAUAUUCAUCUCCGCCGUGCCUACGAGGCACAGAAGAAGCUUAUAUCUGAGAAGAACACUCGGGACGGCGGUGCAAGUGAAAAGUUUCUGUACCACGGAACCACGCUGGAAAACUCUGACUCCAUCAUGAAAACUGGGUUCAACAGGCGCUUUGCUGGGCAAAAUGGAACGGCAUAUGGUCUUGGAACAUACUUUGCUGUAAACGCCAGCUACUCAGCCGCUCCCACAUACUCCAGCCCAGGCCCUGAUGGUUCUCAGCUGAUGUUUGUGGCGCGAGUCCUGACCGGCGUCUACACUCAGGGUCAAAGUGGCAUGAACGUGCCUCCGCCUCGUGACAACCUGCAAUCCCACAGCCGUUACGACAGUGUGGUAGAUAAAAUGGACAACCCAGGCAUGUAUGUUGUGUUCCAUGAUGACCAAGCUUACGCAGACUACCUCAUCACAUUUAAGUGAGGGCUGGGGGAAAAUGGUUUCUUUUGCCAUUUUGAGGGUUUACAAGAGCAGUUAUUAAGUACUAAAGUGUAGUUAAGAAAUGUUUAUCUGCACAGGUGUCAGGUUUAGCCGGUUUUACUGUCUCCUUGCAUCAACAUACCUGAAUCGAAUCAAUGGCAACUUACUAAGUGGCUGACACAAGCUUUUUUGCGUUACAUACAGUAGCGUGGCUUUAAGCUCGUUAUGAAUGUUUCGAACAUUAAACUGUGACAACGCCAUAAAUUAUGAGACAGUUAAUGAAUACAUUUUGAUAAGUGAUUAUUUACAACAUAUUUUAUCUGGUUUAAAAGCUAUGGCUCAAGAGAUAAGCUAAGUUAGGGUAAACUGAAAUCAGAAUUUAUUGAAAUUUUAUUGAAUGAAUGUAUCCCUUACAAAGUUUCUACUCAAGUGAAAAAUGGCUUGAUGAUUUCUAAGUACGUCUAACAUUUACUCACUUAUUUAUCCUUGAUAUUCUGAUUAAUUUUUGUACAAAUUGAAAACAUGAAAAGAAGAGGACAUACUCAAUGCUAAAAGAAACUUUGAACUUAAGUGCAGUUAUUCUGUGGAAAUUAAUUUUAAUUGCUGUUUAAGUGACAAUAUUAAAGAUGGAUCAGUCAA
Cololabis saira (Pacific saury) is the source of this 4809-nucleotide messenger RNA. Its product is annotated as protein mono-ADP-ribosyltransferase PARP14-like. Gene Ontology annotation, molecular function: NAD+ poly-ADP-ribosyltransferase activity; transcription corepressor activity. The record is from RefSeq and is a predicted model, not a curated record. NCBI's taxonomy places the organism in Eukaryota, Metazoa, Chordata, Actinopteri, Beloniformes, Belonidae. The transcript has 14 exons. Gene Ontology annotation, cellular component: nucleus; cytoplasm. Gene Ontology annotation, biological process: negative regulation of gene expression. The coding region runs from base 55 to 4173 and encodes 1372 amino acids.